Homarus americanus (American lobster) is the source of this 5600-nucleotide messenger RNA. RefSeq names its product proline-rich receptor-like protein kinase PERK8. NCBI's taxonomy places the organism in Eukaryota, Metazoa, Arthropoda, Malacostraca, Decapoda, Nephropidae. The transcript is spliced from 5 exons. Bases 1457 to 2512 code for a protein of 351 amino acids. The record is from RefSeq and is a predicted model, not a curated record.
ACUGUAUCCUUUGGUGACUGGAGAUGACUGUAUCCUUUGGUGACUGGAGAUGACUGUAUCCUUUGGUGACUGAAGAUGACUGUAUCAUUUGGUGACUGAAGAUGACUGUAUCAUUUGGUGACUGAAGAUGACUGUAUCCUUUGGUGACUGGAGAUGUCUGUAUCCAUUGGUGACUGGAGAUGUCUGUAUCCUUUGGUGACUGAAGAUGACUGUAUCAUUUGGUGACUGAAGAUGACUGUAUCCUUUGGUGACUGGAGAUGUCUGUAUCCAUUGGUGACUGAAGAUGACUGUAUCCUUUGGUGACUGAAGAUGACUGUAUCAUUUGGUGACUGAAGAUGACUGUAUCCUUUGGUGACUGAAGAUGACUGUAUCCUUUGGUGACUGAAGAUGACUGUAUCAUUUGGUGACUGAAGAUGACUGUAUCCUUUGAUGACUGGAGAUGUCUGUAUCCUUUGCUGACUGGAGAUGACUGUAUCCUUUGGUGACUGGAGAUGUCUGUAUCCAUUGAAUGUUGAUUACAGGUGACACGUUUUCUUUUAACUGUGGCCACACCUGACAUGUUUUACCCCGUUUUCGUUUAUUAUUAUCUGCAGAUAAGUUUUCCUUAAUUGCCAUUAAUCUCAAGUGGCCCAAUAUCCCUGACUAUUGAUCAGAGAUGACUUUCUUUUUUAAAUAUUAUAGGGUCAUGUUGUAAUCGGGGGAUCCUUGACCCCCCUAUUGUGCCCCUCUAAGUGCUGUGUUUAAUAAGCGCCAGUCCCCAUGAUUCAACUCUCUCCUUCAGCCUUUAACAUUCUACACGACAUAAAGUGAGAUACUACUUAAUGACAAAAUCCCUGACGAAGUUUUAAAUCCAAACCCUGAAGCUGCUGGAGACAACAAUAGAUUAGCCACUAAGGCUUUAAUACUGUAAUAUGACCCAUGGCCUCCCAGACAGGAACACGGGGUAUACAAAUCAUUAUGGAGACUCGUUGAAUAGAAUUUCAGAAGAAAAAAAAACCUACCUGCCUACCUACCCUCUCGUAUACAGGGAUGUAAAUGCCUAGGUUCUUGUACUAUGCUGUAGGGAACUUUAUGGACUUUUCUCCCGGCACUAGUUAACAGAUUAAGUUAACAUUGAAAUGUACGCUAAUACAUCGUGAACCCACAGGACGAAUGAAAUUAGUGCCCUGUAUACUACCUACCCCCCCCCCUUGUCCCUUACCUCCAGCUCCUGAAGUACACCCUCUAACUCUUACCUCUAAAAACUAAGUCCUGUAUACCACCCAGUAAACAAUUAGACAGCCCCUUCAACUAGAUAGCGAAUGCCCUGUAAAAUAGCCCCAAAACCAUCAGCCCUAAGCAGUGAGCGCCCCGUACAGUACUAACCUUACCUCCCCCUGCCCGCUGCUGACACGGACCUGCAGACUUCGCGCUCUUCUAGCUCGCCUGAGACCAAAGCUCUGAUGAAUCUCUAUGCAUGAGCGAGGUCCUGCUGCCUGGUGGUGAUCCUGAAGACGAUCCUCAGCUCCAGCAGGCCAGCGAGGAGGACGUUACUCUCCUCUCUUUCACCCCGCCGGCGGUGACUCUCUCAUCAGGGUGGACCCACAGCCCAUCGCUUCACUCCCCUACUAACCCACCUUUACGGACAGGGUUAACACCUAGCCCACCUCUACAGACAGUGUCAACACCUAGCCCACCUCUGCUGACAGGGUCAUCAUCUAGCCCACCUCUGCUGACAUGGUCAACACCUAGCCCACCUCUGCUGACAGGGUCAUCACCUAGCCCACCUCUGCUGACAGGGUCAUCACCUAGCCCACCUCUGCUGACAGGGUCAUCACCGAGCCCACUUCUGCUGACAGGGUCAUCACCGAGCCCUCCUCUGUUAACAGGAUCAUCACCUAGCCCACCUCUCCUGACAGGGUCACGAUCUAGCACGCCUCUACCGGCAGACUCAGAACUUAGCACACCCCUGACAGUUUCACCGCCUCACUCACCCCUCCUGGUAGGGCUGCCUCCCCGCCAAGCACAGUACUACAACCUCACACCCCAGGCAGAGGACGAGGUGGAGUUGACGCCACACCUGGAGCAGCAAGACAUCAGCGACCCGCCCCCCACUACCACCUCCAGAGUGACUCCGGUGGGUGGUGGAGAGCAACGGUGGUGGGGUCUGCACGGAGCUGCUGCAGGUUCUCUUCCCUCCCUCACUGAACCAGAGUCUCCCCCAACAACAUCUCUUGACCUCGAGUGGGAGCCAGAAGCUGGUCUCGCACGAGCCAGCAGGGAGUCCCUCAGAGAAGAGGAAAGGUCCCAGACGGCGGAGUCAAACAGCUGGGUGCCGCGCUCUUCCUGCUCCACGCCCAAUAGCCUCGAGUGGGACUUCCGCGCUUCCACACUAAGCCUGAGGGGCGGCAUGGAGGACGAGACGUGGCAGCACACUGACCUCGAGACCGAGCAGCUGCUUCAGGAGAUAGAACAGCUGGCUGCCCGCGCCCUAGCUGACACUGGACACGGCCUCCAGCCACCGCCCAGAUAGGAAAGGCUUCAGUGACUCACCCACUCACGAAUCUAAGAGCAUAUUUCAAAAGUUUGCAAAUAGACAAGUCAGACUUAUAUUAGAUAUUGUAUGUUUAAAUUGUGAUAGAAGUGUGAGUCGUCCUGCCUUCACCUCGGUGCCCACACAACAGAAGCUUCCCCGUUGCCUUGGGAGUCUGCCCGCCAGGAAUAUAGAUUUUCUGGACAAUAAGACAGUGAUUAAUAAGGUCUUCUGGCGUGAUGAACUGAGAUAUUAGCGUGAUGAACUAGAACAAAGGCGUGAGGAACUAAAAAAUUGAAAUAUGUAAUUGACAAGUGUUACAUCAAAAGAUGAACUAAGAGACAGUGGCGUGAUUAACUAAGACACGAGUCGACUCCUGGGCAAGUUGCUAUGUCACUCUAGAAUAGAAGGACUAAACAUUGUACUGGGGACCUGAAUGCUUCUGUUUACUACUGUGUACCAAAUAGCAUUUAUAACAGUACUGCAUAACGUACUCUGAUAUAUUACUAGACAAAGCAUGGUAUACAUACCUUUAGACUAUGUACGAAGAUCCUUAUUGCGGAAUUCGACAGAAAGAAGUUUAUCCUGUAAUAUUCUAUAACAACAAAGACAGACACCUAUCAUAAUCUUCUUGACCCGUAACAUAUCCUUUACCACAGAUCCUGCUGACACAUCAGACAUAAUUAUAUACAGUAUAUUAGUCCUUCACCCUGGUGUUGGUGGAUCUGCCUCAUAUCGAACUUCAUCAGGGAAGUUAACCUCCUCUCUCGUAUAGUCAGUAUCUCCUCUUCUGCUUUAAUGAACCUUUGACUAAAUCGACGAGUUCACGAACCCUUUUUUCCUGGUUUCAAAAACGCAUUUAAACUUCUCUGACCCCCAAGCUUGUGAAUACCAUUUCAAGAGAAUAAUGUUAUCAAACCAACUUAGGUAAUGUAUAAAAGUGAUACGUCAAUUUUAGUGAGGAAGAUGUUCCGACCACUGCCCCACAAAGUUUUGAGAUGGUCCCAUAAUUGCUCAAUAUUUACUUACUAAGGAUACACAGUGUUUACUUGCAGUAUGCAACGUAAACCCAAAAUUAGAAUUCACUUAUUAUCCAUUACAGACAGAAAACGAUGAUACGACGUGUGCCUCACGCUUGUACACAAACUGCGCUUCCUAAUGUGGUAAAGUCAGGGACAAACCCACGGGCGGGAUGAAAGUUUUUUCUGGCACACAAGGAUUGUAAGUGGUUGCUGGAGACGUGAAGGUUUUUAUUAAUGUGAACAGUUUUCCAUUGCUCUAGCGUUGUAAAUUGGUUCGAGGUUUUGGAAACGUGAAUUAUUACACUUGUCAUCUCGUUCUUCUCUGGGAGCAAGGGGGUUGAGAUCAGUGUUUAACUCAGUCAAUAUGCACAUCAAAGUUUUCUGACAAGAAAAGCAUUAUUUCGCUCGUCUUCACUUUGUGCACUGCUCUCUACGUGACUCAGAGACAUUACCAAGUUAUGUAAUAAGUGGUGAGGGUCUUCAUUGAACCAGCACACUUGUUAUUAAUAGUAGUUCUGUGAAUAUACUAGUAGUGUCUGCAGUGUUCACUUGUCAACAGUGUCUAUAUCCGUGGUGUUAUGACAACAUAACGUCUGUGAUCUUGCUUAAUAUCUUUGUAAGUAAAGUUACAAAACCUAAAAGUAGUUCUGUGUUUCAGAAAUAAUACAAAAAUUUAAAUCGUAACAAAGGUUGUGUUGCGAGUGUUCCAUUAAAUCCGAGAGAACUCGCAAACCUGUGUGCAUAUCGUUUUAUACAAACCAGCUAUUAGUUAUGAGCACAGUUUUUAACUGUGUUUAGUCUUUAUCCAGCGUCAUUUUUAUGCUUAGUUUCUAAGCAGUUUAGUCAUGGUCGUAGUAAAUUCAAAUUCAAGAGAUAAACUUUAAAAGCUCCACUGAAACAUAAAUAUCUAAGAGACAAAAAAUUAUUAAUGUUAUGUACUUUCAACUAUUUCUGAUCCACUGAUUUAUCUGGUCUGUAAAAAGCAAUUUCAAGGCUGUGAACUAUUAAAGAGCGUCAAAAAAUUAUCUUCUCAAGAAUAAUAACAAAACAAAAAGAGUGUUUCUCUUACAAGAUACGAUUACUAAUCCUCGAAUUGUUUGAUCUCAGACAGUCGAGGUGCGGAGUAGAAAUCAGGUGAUUCACUCAAUACAUUUUUCAAGCUACAUAUACAGAACAGUGGCGGGAACGCAGUUCCAGGUCAGGGUUCUCAAAGAUUUGUGUGUAUUUUUUCUCUCCUGAAAUAGGAGUAAGGGAACGCUCUAGUAACGAUAGUAUCACCUGCAAUCAUGACGCCAUUUUGGCUGUCAUCCGGGUGCAGUAGCAAAAGUUCGCCGAUUAGACCAGUUAGAUGGCGUACAAACUUUUAUAAACGAUUGCCCUGGUGAGUUACAUCCACUUGCCAGGUAGUAAAUCAAAAGUAGAACACAAUAGUUAAUGACUUCACAUUAUACAGGUACACGAGCCGAAGAAUGAUACUGCUUUGAAAUCUGCUGAUCUACGGUACAUCUACAGAAAGGCAGGAAGUUGGUUUACAUAGAGCUAGUGAGUUGCAGGAAACUGGUCAACGGGUAGUUGAUGGCCUGCAAGAAACUAGUCUAUGAGAAUCAAAUGGUCUAUGGACUAGGGAACUAGUUGUUUGCAAGAUACUAGUCUCUGGAUAGUCAAUGGUCUACUUAGGCUCUGGUGUCCUCUGAUAGGGUAAUGAGACCCGGAUCUAGUGAACCCACGACACAAAAUAUAUCAUACACUCGGCCAAUGGAAGUCGCCCUGGCCCAGCAUCUGUAAGGGUCGUGAAGCACAAGCAACCUGUAGAAUAAUUGCUUCUUUGGAGACAGCCUUAUACAGUUGGUGCUACCCUUUUCCUCGUUAUUUUGGCUAGUGCUUACAAACACUUGUGAUUUUAUAAUCUUGUAGUGUAUAACUGUGAGGGAAAAGUUUGUGAUCAACUCGUGUACAGUUCGUGUAUAAAAAUUGUUUUGUAUAAACCCAUAAGAUCCUGAUCACAUCUUUUCUUCCCAUUUAUAAAGAGAUGUAAAUAUUUUGAAACUUAAUAAAAUGAAAAGGCU